Dothidotthia symphoricarpi CBS 119687 is the source of this 1256-nucleotide messenger RNA. RefSeq lists its product as uncharacterized. Bases 287 to 1105 code for a protein of 272 amino acids. The record is from RefSeq and is a predicted model, not a curated record. NCBI's taxonomy places the organism in Eukaryota, Fungi, Ascomycota, Dothideomycetes, Pleosporales, Dothidotthiaceae. The transcript has a single exon.
AAGAAGUGAAGGAAAAACGUGGUGCAGCCACUCACAGCGCCCAACGCCGACCCAGAUCCGCGAGUGAAACACCACUGUAUUCGCCUUGCUACCACAAUACAAACCCACAAUAGCAAGCCCAAGCAAGAAGACUCCUACCAAAGAACGCACCCACGCUAAAACACAGUGCGUUAAAAGGGCAGAAUCCCCCCGUCCCCCUUCUGCGUCCGUAAACCCCAAAGCUCACAUACCAUACCACAAGACAACUUUUUUCUACCCACCAAUUCCGCACGACAUCACUAUCAAGAUGUCAGCAACCACUUUCCCGGCCUUCUCGCGCCUCCCAACGGAGCUCCGCCUCGCCAUAUGGGGACGCUGCAACCCCACAACAGCACACCAGGGACGCUGCAACCCUCCAACAGCCCGUCUCACAAUCCGCGAAGAGGAUUACGAAGUCCUCUCCGUUUCCGCCCCACCGCCCCUCUUCUCCACCAGCAAAGAGGCCCGCCGCGUCGCGCAAUCCGCCUUCGGGGUCCGCGACUACCCCAUCUGGACAGCAGACGACUGGGCAGACCUGGUCUUCGACCCCGCGACCACCCCCCUCGAGAUCGUCGUCGAGGUCGCCGGCGACAAGAAAAAGGGCACGGGGCUGAACGUCACGUGGACCGAGCUCGCGAUUAUCCUUGGCGAUGCGCUGCCUGCCGCGACCCGCGUGCACGUUGUGUGCCGCGAUCUGAACCGGCUUGAGAGGCUGUGGAUGCAGCAUCGGGCCGGGGAUGUGGUUGUGGGGGAGGCGGUGAGCGAGGAGGUGUUGUUCUCGGCCGAGGCGCUGGAGAUGGAUCGGGAGGUGCAGAGGGGGUUGCAUCGGGGGUUGGUCGUCACUGCCAGUGGGUAUACGAUGGGGGAGUUGGCGGAGCGGGAGGGGGAGGAGGAGGUGUUUGAGUGGAGGGUGGAGGAGGAUGAGGAGGAGGUGGUGGUGGUGGUGGAGGAGGAGCUGUGUGUGGAGAAGUCAGGGGAUGUGCUGACUUUGGCGUUGUUGGUGGAGUUGGAGGAGGAGGUUGAGGGGAGGUGGACGGAUGCGGCGGUGAGGGAGUGGGUUGACGGCGUGUGUGACGAGGAGGCUUGAGGCCUUCACGUUGCUGUUGCGCGUCAGCUUGCGGCCGUAGAAGUAGUUGACGACCUCCCGGCUGGGCCGUGGUUUGCUUUUUUUCUGUAGUUUUUCUGUAGUUUUGCCUGGUGUUUGACGACUUCGCAAUGCCAUGGUGUUUCUGUUUCGC